Molecule: messenger RNA, 3352 nt
Organism: Manis javanica (Malayan pangolin)
Lineage: Eukaryota; Metazoa; Chordata; Mammalia; Pholidota; Manidae
Gene: DLL3
Product: delta like canonical Notch ligand 3
Biological process (GO): Notch signaling pathway; negative regulation of Notch signaling pathway; multicellular organism development
Cellular component (GO): plasma membrane
Molecular function (GO): calcium ion binding; Notch binding
Source: RefSeq, a predicted model, not a curated record
AUGGUCGGCUCGCGGAUGCCUCAGCUCCUGUCCCGGACGAUGAUCCUGGCGCUUAUUUUCCUUCCUCAGGCACGGCCGGCGGGCGUCUUCGAGUUGCAGAUCCACUCUUUCGGGGCAGGACCGGGCCCAGGGGCUCCGCGGUCCCCCUGCAGUGCCCAGGGUCCCUGCCGCCUCUUCUUUAGGGUCUGCCUGAAGCCAGGGGUCUCCGAGGGGGCCGCCGAAUCUCCGUGCGCCCUGGGCGCGGCGCUGAGUGCGCGCGGGCUCGUCUACACCCAGCAGCCGGAGGCGCCAGCGCCUGACCUGCCGCUGCCCGAUGGCCCCCUGCGCGUGCCCUUCCGAGACGCCUGGCCUGGCACUUUCUCUCUCAUCAUUGAAACCUGGAGAGAAGAGUUUGGAGAGGAGAUUGGAGGGCCCUCCUGGAGCCUGCUGGCGCGCGUGGCCGGCCGGCGUCGCCUAGCGGCCGGGGGCCCGUGGGCCCGGGACGUGCAGCGCGCAGGCACCUGGGAGCUGCGCUUUUCGUACCGCGCGCGCUGCGAGCCGCCCUCCGCUGGGACGACGUGCGUGAGCGUCUGCCGCUCGCACAGCGCGCCCUCGCGGUGCAGCCCGGAACUGCGCCCCUGCGGGCUGCUGGAGGACGAGUGCGAGACUCCAGAGGCAUGUCGAGCAGGCUGCAGCCCAGAGCACGGCUUUUGUGAGCAGCCAGAUGAAUGUCAAUGCCUGGAAGGCUGGACUGGGCCCCUCUGCACCAUCCCUGUCUCAGCCAGCAGCUGCCUCAGCCCCAGGGGCCCAUCUUCUGCCACCACUGGAUGUGUUGUACCUGGUCCGGGGCCCUGUGAUGGGAACCCAUGCGCCAACGGGGGCAGCUGCAGUGAAACACCAGGGUCCUUUGAAUGUGCCUGUCCCCGUGGAUUCUAUGGGUUGCGGUGUGAAGUGAGCGGGGUCACAUGUGCGGAUGGACCUUGCUUCAACGGUGGCUUGUGUGUGGGAGGUGCAGACCCCGACUCUGUCUACAUCUGCCACUGCCCACCUGGUUUCCAAGGCUCCAAUUGUGAGAAGAGGGUGGACCGGUGCAGCCUGCAGCCAUGCCGGAAUGGCGGGCUCUGCCUGGACCUGGGCCACGCCCUUCGCUGCCGCUGCCGCGCGGGCUUCGCGGGGCCGCGCUGCGAGCAUGACCUGGAGGACUGCGCCGGCCGCGCCUGCGCCAACGGCGGCACGUGCCUGGAGGGCGGUGGCGCGCGCCGCUGCUCCUGCGCGCUGGGCUUUGGCGGCCGCGACUGCCGCGAGCGCGCCGACCCGUGCGCUGCGCGCCCCUGUGCCCACGGUGGCCGCUGCUACGCUCACUUCUCCGGCCUCGUCUGCGCCUGCGCGCCCGGGUACAUGGGCGCGCGCUGCGAGUUCCCAGUUCACCCAGACGGCGCGGACGAGGGCGCAGACACCUUGCCCGCGGCUCCGCUGGGUGUCAAGCGUGGGGACCCGCAGCGCUUCCUUUUGCCGCCGGCUUUGGGACUGCUGGUGGCCGCGGGCUUGGCCGGCGCUGCACUGCUGCUGGUGCAUGUGCGACGCCGUGGCCCUGGCCGGGAUACUGGGUCUCGCUUGCUGGCAGCGACCCCGGAGCCAUCCAUCCACGCACUCCCUGAUGCGCUCAACAACAUGAGGACUCAGGAGGGCCCCGGGGAUGGCCCGAGCCCGUCAGCAGAUUGGAAUCACGCUGAGGAUGGAGACUCCUGUGCGAUUUACGUCAUACCUGCUCCUUCCAUCUAUGCUCGGGAGGCCUGACCUGUCCCUCCUCCACCAGUGCUUUGAGACAACCUGGAUAUUUACUUGGUGGUGCCCAAUCUCUGCGGAGUGGCUGGGAGAAUUUUACCCUUGGAAGCUGUACAUAGUACUUAUUUAUAUCCUAUUUUUCUUCUCUCCCCGUCGCUCCAGAGACAUCUAUAAAGGCUGUUACUUUGAUCAGUGUCGAAUCAUCGGCUGAGUGCUUUGUAUUCCGUGUUGGGGCUGCAGGAACAGAUUUUUGUCUCCUUUGAAGAAUAACAGGACUAUGUUGUAGGGGUCAGAAACAACUCAAAGUGGUUUAUAUAAGAAAGAACUUAUUUGUUCAUAAUAAAGAAAAAUCCUGUGCUAGGUGUAGAUUCAGCAGGACAGGGUUCAGGGCUCAACGCUUGCAGCUGUCUCUAGGAUGACUUCGUAUGUUAGCGGCUUUCGUUGGUCCUGGCUUGUCACGUGGCUUUGCCUGAACUAGCGGCCAGCAGUAAGGCUUAUUUUGAUUGGCCGGACUAGGUCACUUGUCUAGUGCGUGGCCAGAAGUAGGGUUAGCGCGUUCAAAUCACAUGGAAUACAUGGACGAAGGGGUGCUCCUCCCUCUACCAACACUCGGAGGUUGUUGACGGACAUGAGUGCUUCACCUGGCAGGCAAACCAGCAGAGCAGUCAGUGAGAGCAGAAAGGACCCGUUUUACAGAGGAGGAAGCUGAGGCUCAGAGAGUGAAGGAACUUUAACAAAAAGCAAGUCAGUGUGGGAGCUGGGAUGGAGUCAUCCUGUAUGACGCCUUCAUGCUAAAGAGCUUGUAGGAAUUUUGUGGGCGUGCUAUUCAUAUUUGUUUCUAAAAAUACAAAAGGCAAACUAUGUUGGCUGCCUGCAACACCCUGAUGAUGUUUAUAAGGUAUUACACAAAACAUUUCAUGGGUAAUUUAAUAGAAUUUCUAAAAUGAGAAAUACACAUUUCCUUAAAUCCAGAAGUUAACAUUUUUAGGACUUUACCUUAUACAUAUAUUUUCACUUGUGCACAAAAGGAUCUGUAUUGCAGUGUUGUUUAUAAUAGCAAAAGGCUGUAAGCAGCCUAAAUGUCUGAUGAGAGGGGACUGGUUACAUUAAUUAUGGGCCAUUUAUAAAUAGACUGUUAUACAGUUGUUAAAAUUUUGAGGCAGAUGCAUUUGUGCUAAUCUGAAAAAACAAGAUGCAAAAGAAUGUACAGGGUGCUUCAUCUGUGUCUUUAAAAUGGACUAUAUGGAAUUCCACUUAUGGUAUUUCCAGCAAAAUAUGGAAACAACCCAAAUGUCUGUCACCUAGUGAAUGGAUAAACAAAAUAAUAUGGUCUAUCUACACAAUGGAAUAUUACCCAACCAUAAAAAAGGAUGAUGUACUGUCACAUGCUAAGACAUGGAUGAGCCUUGAAAACCAUAUGUUAAGUGAAAGGUGUCAGUCACAUUGAUCCCAUUUAUGUGAAAUGUCCAGAAGAGGCAAAUCUAUAGAGAUAGAAAGUGGAUUAGUGGUUGUCUGGGUCUGGGGGUGGGAAUGGAGAGUGACUGUAAAUGGCAGGAGGGAUUUUAUUGGGGGGUGGAAAUACUCUAGA